Molecule: messenger RNA, 5147 nt
Organism: Rana temporaria (common frog)
Lineage: Eukaryota; Metazoa; Chordata; Amphibia; Anura; Ranidae
Gene: ADNP2
Product: ADNP homeobox 2
Exons: 4
Coding region: 284-3202 (972 amino acids)
Biological process (GO): regulation of gene expression
Cellular component (GO): nucleus
Molecular function (GO): DNA binding
Source: RefSeq, a predicted model, not a curated record
AUCACUUCCUAUGUAUAUAGCCGGCCGCCAUUUUCUGGCGGUGAGAGAGUCGGGGGAAGGCGUCUCGGUGGCGGGAGAGGAGCGGACACGGUACCACGGCCAACACGCCCACCCACUCGGUGACUGCAGACGCGGCGUCUCCUCAGGAAGGCAGGGGGCGGGGACAGCGGCUUGUACCGGCAGGAAGAAGCGGCUGUAGUAGGAGGAGGAGGAGGCGGACUGCCCCCGGCCCAGGGCUCUGAUAAGCGGAGCAGUAGCCUCUGGCUGUGCCGGCACUGCAAAAAUGUUUCAAACACCUGUCAAUAAUCUGGAAAACAUAAGAAAGACUAGGAAAAGAGUGAAACAGUUGCUGUUGCAGAUUGGUUUGGACACAUGCAGAGAAGCAUAUGAGGAAAUCGACACUUAUAAUCCAGGCGACACAAAUUUUUCCAGUACAUCAUGGGAGGAUGUCUCGCUUUGGGAAGCUUUUGGACGCAGAAAUGGUUACAGAUCCAAGCAGUUUUGUUGCAGCCUCUGCAGCUUUUCAACAAGGCUCCUGACGUCUUUGAAAGGUCAUCUGCAGCGCUAUCAUGAAGAUGAGAAAGAUCAGGAGAUGAUGGCAAGUUGCCCGAGAUGCCCAUUUACUUCCCAUACAAAGAAUGUGGUCAGACACAUGCGCAUUUUUCACUCAAGUGUUCGAAAAGUCCAAACACCUGCUACAAAAGAUGGUCAAAAUCCUGUUUGGACACCAGAUUAUCCAAAAGCCGUUCAAAUGAAAUUUUCUUGCGUAAAGUGUUCUUUUACGGACAGUUUGUACUACACUAUAAAGCGGCAUGUUCUAAGUAGCCACCACAAAAGUGAACUUGAAAAAUAUUUUGGGGAAAAGUCAGAAGAGGAGCUUAAAGGGACUCUUGGAUCAAAAGUUAAUCUUGAUAAUCGAUUUUACUGCAAAAAAUGCAAUUACACCAUUCAUAACCACGAUGCAUUAAUGUACCAUAUUCUGACAUCUGACAAGCAUAGAGAUUUGGAACAGAAGCUGAGACCUGAUAUCUCUGAAGCUGGUCGAUCAAGUAUAAAAAGGCCCUACAGGAAAGUACUUGCUCCACCUGUAGCACUUUCACCUAAACCAACAGCAUUGCCAAUCUCCCCAGCUUCAGCUCUUCCAUCUGCUCAAGAUGCAAAGGUGGCUUCACUUCCUCAAAAUGGUCCCAAUCAACCCCUUUUGGGAGCAUCUACUGCUAUCAUUUCAAAUAUCGUACCAUCUAUAACAUCAGUUCCUGAUCCUGCUGGAGGUAUAGUGAAGACAUCUACUACUGUUGCCUCUACUGCUCAAGUUGGAUUUGUAACUACUGCCCUUCCUCAAAACCAGAGCAUCAAUCUACAAGCUUCCCUUUCUCAGUCUAUGUUCCUUUCUCCAAGAUUUACUCUAAAUCAGCCUGUCACUGCAACUAUGCUUCCUUCUGCUUGCGGUGUUGGUGGACCUGUGAACCAGUCAACAAUGAUUGCGUGUCCACAAUCUCUGCAGUCCGGCCUAUUACAGAUUAAUCAAAAUGGAAGCCCUACAAUCAUCUCUGUGAAUCAACCACUGAAGUCGACUAUUGUAGGCAAUCAACCCCAAAAUGCCUUCCUUGCAACAUCUAUAAUAAGGCAACUUAUACCAACCGGAAAACAAGUAAAUGGAAUACCUACAUAUACCCUUGUAACAUUGCCGGUUGCUCCAUGUGCUAUUCCAGCAGUUAAUCCACUAAAAGCGCCUUUACAGCUGUCCCAGCCAGUAGUAUCCACUUCUCCAGCCAGUGCACCAUCUCCCCCUAUUGUAAAGUCACCACAAACCACAUCGCAAAAUAAUCCAAUUCCAAAACCAACUCCUGCCAAAAGCCCAGCCACUGCUUCAGAUGAUAAGGACAAGACUAGACAAUGGAAGACAUGUCCAGUAUGUAAUGAACUAUUCCCUUCAAACGUCUAUGAAGUUCACAUGCAGAUUGCUCAUAUAAAACAGGAAAAAACCCCCGAUAAGCCAACAGAGUCUGCCACCAGCAAUGACACCAAUCAUCCUGUAGUUGCAGCAGCACAUGCAUCUUUUUUAAAAGUUGUGAAGGAAAAGUCUAUUCGAUGUGUCACUUGCAGGGCAUUUACUCCAGAGGAAGAGGUGUUACAGCACCUUUUAAUGCAUGGUAUGGUAUGCCUGUACUGCAAAGCUGUUUUUUACGAACUCAGAAACUUUAUCUACCACAUGAAAAUCUUGCAUGUAGACAAAAAGAAUAUCCAUGGAGACUUUGCAAGAAAAGGUAUUACAGUUUCAUGUGAUGCUAAUGGUACAGCACUGUUUCCUCAUUUUGACCUUACCUUUCAUGUUUCCAAGGAAGAACUUGGAGAAAAAGAAAUGCACAUUGCUGUAGUUGCUGGAGCCAAUUCUAACACUUCUACUCCCUUGUACAUUAAAAUACAAACAUUUGAUGAGAGCACACAUGAUGAGCAGGGCUCUAAAUGUUCUUUUUGUGAGCAUGUUUUAUCCAAGUCGGAAGCACUGGAAAUGCAUUACAAAGAUAAGCACCACAUAAUGCCCACAAUGCAUACUAUACUUAAAUCCCCUGCAUUUAAGUGUAUACACUGCUGCGGUGUCUACACUGGUAGUAUGACUUUGUCAGCCAUUGCAUUGCAUCUUCAGCGCUGCCGCAAUGCUCCUAAAGAUAGUAUUGCAGCCCUUGAGUUGUCUGCAGACAGCAAUGCUAAAGGGCAGUCAAAGGGAGGAUCAAAUGAUAGUACAAAAGGAAAACCAAAUUCUACUGCAGAAACUCAGCUUGCAUCAAAUGAUACAAAACUUGUCCAGAAAAAUGGUCUCGGUGCUUCAAAAGACAUGUCUCCUGUGCCUUCUAAAAGAAGAAAAAUGGACUCCAAAUCAGAAUUUUCAGAUUAUCCUGCUGAUCAAAAUGUUAGCAUGCUUGUGAUGGUACCAGAUGCUUUUGCAACUGUAUCUCAUGAAGCUAAAAAGGAAUUCCUGCUAAAGUAUUUCCAUGUGAAACCUUACCCCACCAAAAGGGAAAUUGAAUUGCUGGCACAUGUACUAGAUAUGUGGAAGAGUGAUGUUGCUUCGUUUUUUGGUACGCGGCGAUAUAUAUGCAUGAAAUUUCUCAAAAAUCAUGAACAGCAAGUAUUACUUGGAUUUAAAAUGGCGGAUCUUAAGAAACUAAAACAUGACAUAGAGCUGUCUGAAGAUUAUUAAAGGCUGCUUCCUUCAAUAGGUUUAACGUUCCAGAAAAUAUAAUGCAGCUGGUUGGCUGUCCCAUGACUGACUUGACUUCACUAAUGAGAAAUAAUUAAAAUGAAAACUGGAACUGGUUUAAAAUGUCUGAUCCAAAACACUUGCUCGUCAAUCCAUCUUCUUCUCUUUUUUUUGUUUGGUGUUCACUAUGGUGCUCCUAACUUCUGGUCUAAUAGUUCCACCAAAUUGACCUCUCUGUAUUCUGAUGUCUAUGUAUGCUGCUUUUUUUUUGUAUUUUUCACAAACUCAGUUUGCUAAGGUGUAUGUUUGUCAACAUGCUGUAUGACUAGUCAAGCCCAAGCUUUAUAAAGCUUGGGGUCUGACUAAUCAUUGAUGGUGUUUAAGAUUUUCGGACUGUGGUUACCCUUUUUUCCCUAUCGUUGCACAGUGGUUGGAGAAUGAAAGAUGUGUUGAGGCUCAUCUAUGAUCAAUAGGAAUAUCUGGGUUUAAAAUUCCUAGUGUUGAACCACCAGCAUGUGAACUCUGUUCUGCUGGCCCUUGCUUUUCUCUGUUCCCUCCUGUUUAGCAGUUGGCCCCCAUGCUGGUUGAAGAAGUGUGUUUGGAAGGAGGUGCAAAGAACUCUGCAGACACUGGUUCGGGUCUUGCGUGUUUGGCUCCUGUCUAAUGGAUUGUGCUUCCUAGCUGUGGCCCCCAACUAAAGGAGCACUUGAAGCUGAUCCUUGAUUAUUUACAUCUGGCUGCUUAUGCUCCACCAUGGAAAUCUGGGAAAGUGAUGGCAAGAAUGACAAGGGGCCUCUGCUCACAGAACACAAUGUUUAUUUACUAAAGGCAAAUCCAGUGUGCCCUUUGAAGUGCAGUCGCUGUAGAUCUGAGGGGAAGCUCUGUGCACUUGUAGUGAUCAGUGGAUUUGUCUUUAGUAAAUAAACCCCUAUGUGACCCAGGGCAGCAUCCAGAUUUACAGCCUACGAAAGAUUAAGGCUGUGCAAUGUAGAACCUGAGUAGGUUCAGAACUCUCACAUCAUGCCAUGCAGUACAGGGACCCCCCUAUGCCUGCUUUUGUGUCGGAGCACAUUUUAUACUUGCACUCUUGUGUCCCUUUUUUUUUCUACAUUCUGAAGUUCGAAGGUAUGUAUAGUGCAAUAAUUUUGACUUGAUUUAAGAUGGCUAUGGCAGCAUUGAAGUAUUUUGUAAUCUGCAGUUUAAGCUCUCACAGGCCGAAAUAAUUGCAGUUGUGCGCGCAUACAGUUUUUUUUUUUUUUUUUUGGAAAGUUUUGGGGGGGAAAAAAUUGGUCUCACAAAGGUUGAGAACCACUGCUCUAGUUACAUUAUUGCUCCUGUACCAUGUACUGACCCUUUAGGCAGAUUUCAUAAGUUCUUGGCUUUGUACAUUGUUGCGUAAGUCUAUUGGGAUAUAUAAGGUUUAGGGUUUGGUUUUGUAAUUUAGGUGCGAUGUACAGGGGUACAUGUGUUUGUUUUUUAUGUGCUGCUCCUUAGACACAUCGGUAACUAUUUUACAGCCGUAGCUCAGUUUCCACUUUGUACACUAUUUGUUUUCAUUUGUAGUUAUGUGGUUUGGACCCCAAACCUUUCCUUUUAUACAGGUCUACAUCUUUAUUAAUUUCAUCUACGUACUGGAUGGAGCAUCAUUUUAGGUGUACUUAACAUGUCUGUUUUUUUUUUUUUUUUUACAGUAAGGAAGUACAAAUUCCUUCAAUUCUGUUUUUAAUGUGUGAUACAGGACACUUUUUUAUAUUCCUAUAUAAAUAUUAUAUAAUUUAUUAGUAACUUUGGGAAAUCAGGAACCCUUAGUCGUAGGAAAGACUUAAUGUGGUGCCAGUUGGGCCCCCUCAUUUCUACUUUACUGUAAUAUAUCUAGUACAAAGAUUAUAUUGCCUUUUGCCAAUUUGGACUUGCUUUUGUUCAGAAUAAACCUUUUAACUACAAA